This is a messenger RNA of Magnolia sinica, 1083 nucleotides long. RefSeq names its product UDP-glucosyltransferase 29-like. NCBI's taxonomy places the organism in Eukaryota, Viridiplantae, Streptophyta, Magnoliopsida, Magnoliales, Magnoliaceae. Gene Ontology annotation, molecular function: UDP-glycosyltransferase activity. The record is from RefSeq and is a predicted model, not a curated record.
AUGGCCUUUGAUCUCUCCAAACCAUCUCUCUCUCGAAUCAUCUCCACCAUUAAUCCCAAUCUGAUCAUUUAUGAUUUUAUCCAACCGUGGGACCCGGAAGCCGCCUCCCACUUGAACAUCCCCGCCGUCUUGUUCUUCAGUACUAGCGCUGUCGCAAUUUCGUUCAUGACACUGAACGAUGACGAUGAAUUUUCAUUCCCUAUAGUCCACAUAAGUGAUCAUGAAGAGCAACGUAUGGCCCACAUGUUGAAAUCUGUAGCCAACAGUGUUAGCAACAAAGAACGGCUUGAUUGGUGCAUGGAUCGAUCUUCGGACUUCAUUUUGAUUAAGACGUUCGGAAAGAUCGAAUCGAAAUACAUAGAUUAUCUCUCUAUUUUAGCACAGAAGGAGAUCGUGCUUGUUGGGCCCCUUGUGUAGUGGACCACACCUAGCCUUAAAUUCAUGGAAUGGCUUGAAAACAAGGAGAUAUCCUCAAUUGUAUUUGUUUCCUUUGGAAGUGAGUAUUUCAUGUCGAAAAAGGAGAGAAAUGAUGUAGCACAUGGGCUGCACUACAAUAAAAAUCUUAGCAAAGUGAACUUCAUCUGGGUGCUUAGGUUCUAUGAAGGAGAGAAAAUGGGUGUUGAGGAAGCAUUGCCACGUGGCUUCCUAGAGAGGGUUGGAUCUAGGGGAAUGGUCAUAGAGGGGUGGGCCCCACAAGGGAGGAUACUGGAGCAUACUAGUAUUGGUGGGUUUGUGACACAUUGUGGGUGGAGUUCUGUGAUGGAGGGGAUGUGGUUUGGUGUCCCACUAAUAGCUAUGCCAUCGCACCUUGAUCAGCCGUUGAAUGCAAGAUUAGUGGUGGAGAUUGGAGUUGCAGUGGAAGUUGAGCGGGGUGGGGAUGGGGUGUUUGAGAGGGAGGAAGUAGCAAGGAGUAUUAUAGAGGUGGUUGUGGGAAAGGAAGGAGAGGGGGUUAAAAGGAAUGCAAAGGAGAUGGGCGAGAUGAUGAGGAAGAAACGAGACAAUGAAGAGAUUGAUCUGGUGAUGGAGAAGUUAACGGGCCUAUGUAAGAAUUAUAGUAAGAGCUUAGGCAGCUUUUUGCAAUAA